Messenger RNA from Encephalitozoon intestinalis ATCC 50506, 330 nucleotides. RefSeq lists its product as uncharacterized. The record is from RefSeq and is a predicted model, not a curated record. Bases 1 to 330 code for a protein of 109 amino acids. Gene Ontology annotation, biological process: transmembrane transport. Gene Ontology annotation, cellular component: membrane. NCBI's taxonomy places the organism in Eukaryota, Fungi, Microsporidia, Unikaryonidae. The transcript has a single exon.
AUGAUUGGAGGCCGAUCAAUCCUGAAGUUUCCAUUUGUUGGUAUUAGAAAAGGUAUUUCGGGGAAUGCAGUUCCCGGACUUGCAUUGUCAAUGGCUGUCCUUAAGCCCAUUAGUGUUGUGAUGCCCAAGGUCCUCACAGAUAACCUCUACAAGGGUGCAAUGGCGCUUGCUACUCGCCCGUUUUGUGUUGGAGACAAAAUUAAAAUCGACAAAUAUGAUGGACUUGUGAGGGACAUAAGCUUUUGGUAUGUGACGCUGGAGAGAGGAAAAGGCUAUGUGUUCAUACCCAUGUCCCAUGUAUAUAAUACUGUUGUUGAGCUGUUCAAAUAG